Molecule: messenger RNA, 1669 nt
Organism: Phoenix dactylifera (date palm)
Lineage: Eukaryota; Viridiplantae; Streptophyta; Magnoliopsida; Arecales; Arecaceae
Source: RefSeq, a predicted model, not a curated record
AUAAGUCCUCUCCAAAACAACGUUCUCUCUCACCACCUGUUUCUGGCUUUAAUCGCCUCGUCGUGUCCGCCGACUGUGUUUUCUGGUGCAGAUGGAGGACAGGCUAAGCAUUUUGCCAGAAAGUCUGCUGCUUACCAUUCUUUCCUUGUUGCCCACAAAAGAGGCAGUACGAACUAGUGUUCUUUCAAAGAGAUGGAGAAACCUCUGGACCUAUAUAGUCAAUUUGAAUUUUGAUGUGUCCCUGCUACCACCUCAACUUCACUACAAGAAAACCUAUCUUGAUAGGCUCCGUAGAGAGCUACGCUAUGUCAAAAAACAGCGAAGAGCAGAUCUGUUUAUCGCUAUUGUAAGCCAGUUCAUGCGGGCUCAUCGCAGUACUAAACUUGACACAUUAAAGAUUGGAUUUUGCCUCUUCUCUGAUCAUUCGAACUCUAUUGAUGAGUGGAUUAGUACUGCUAUUGCAGCUGAUGUGGAAAACCUGGAGCUUGACUUGGAGGCAGAUAUGAUCUAUAUAACUGAGGACGAGGUCGCACCAUAUGAAUUUCCUCUUCAUUUUUUAGCUAAUCAAUCUGUAAAGUGCCUGAAGCUUCUUCGUCUGGUACGGUGUGAUCUGAGAGGUGCUGACUUUAUUGGUUUUAGAGCCCUUACUUCCCUGCACCUGGAAAUUCUGACACUGGUUGAUGAGCAGCUGGAAAAUCUCUUAUCGCAUUGUGUACAUCUUGAGAAGCUGAGACUGAUAAAGUGCUCCAAACUUGUCACUUUGAAGAUUACAUGUAGCAUAGUGCAUCUAAAGUAUCUCAUGGUGUUUGGGUGUUUUGAUCUGAAAAAAGUAGAGCUUCAGUCUGAGAGCCUUGAGAGUUUUGUUUAUGGUACAAGGACAAUACCUAUAACAUCUCAAAAGGCUCCGAAUCUAGUGAAGUGUUAUUUGCGUCAGGAUAAUGGCUCUUUUAUUCGUCUGGCCGUCACUAGUGUUCCUUAUCAGUUUCCUCAUCUUCAGAAGUUGAUGCUGGAUGUGCGCCUUGUAGCUAAUAUAGGGAUACUGCCAGACGUCCCUGCAAUGUUUACUAGCCUCAAGCAUCUCAUAUUGUCCGUUGAGAUGGAUAUUAAUAAUGUUGUUUCAUGGAUAACCAGAUUUCUAAAGGCUGCACCGUUGCUGCAAAAGCUUGAACUGCAUAGAUCUCAAAUUUUUCAGCCAUAUGAAGGCAAAAGAAUCCAGGAACCACUUAAGUGUACACACAACCAUCUUGAGACAGUUGAAAUAAGUGGUCUUGGCAGACACUGGAUCGUGGAGGAAAUUGUGGCCAUUCUACUAGACAUUGCCAGUAAAUUAAGGGUGCUGACAUUUCGACGACAAUGGACUGAAAAGGAUCAUGAAACGUGGGAGACAGAGAGAGAUUAUGAGUUUCAGCGGUAUGCUGUGCUGAGAAGGCAAGAUGUUCUCAUGCAGCUUGCCGGGCUACUCGCAGGCUCAGCUGAUUGCAAAAUAACGAUUCUGUGAUCCUUCCAACCUCAUGUAGUGUUUGAUACUUGAAUUAUAAUCAUAUGUAGGAAAAGAUAUUUGGAUCGUACUCUUAGUUUGCUUUUGUUGUUGUUGGCUUUUUACUAGCAGUACUGAGAACCCUCCGUGAUGGCUUUUUACUUUCAUGAAUGAACUAUCAUGCUUUUCUAA